Penicillium digitatum Pd1 is the source of this 879-nucleotide messenger RNA. Lineage: Eukaryota; Fungi; Ascomycota; Eurotiomycetes; Eurotiales; Aspergillaceae. The record is from RefSeq and is a predicted model, not a curated record.
AUGGCUGUCUCCGCCCUCGCCUCUCGCAUUUUCCGCAACUUGUUCGGAACACAAGAAAUUCGGGACAUCUUCACCGAUAAGGCAGAUGUGCAAUCCCUAAUUGAAGUCGAAGCUGCUUUGGCGCGCGCCGAAGCAGCUGUUGGUGUGAUCCCCGCCGACGCAGGAAAGGCACUUACCGACGCUUUUGCACGCCUUCAGAUUGACAUCCUCCGAAACUCGGAGCGGAUCGAGGAGAUCGAGCAGCGGUGCCUGCUUGUCCAGUUCGGUGGUGCGGCGGGCAUAAUCGCUUCAUUGGGUGCCGACGAUACAGGGCUCCGGGUUCGGGAGCAGCUUGCCGUCGAACUUGGAUUGAACAAUCCCGAUAUCACUUGGCAUGUUGCGCUGGAUAACGUGGCGGAGAUCCUCAACUUCCUGGCUCUUGCGGGUGGCACAUUAGGGAAGAUUGUAUUGGACAUGAUGAAAAUGUCUUCGAAUGAGUUUGACGAGAAGCGUAAUCCUAUCUCCAGUGAGGUGAUCCUGGCUGCGUCGAAGAUGCUGCGUGCCAAUGCGUCACUAGGAUUAGAUGUCAUGGUUACCGACUAUGAGCGUGCCUCUGGGCCGUGGCAUUUGGAGUGGGUGGCUCUUCCUGAUGCUGUCGUGACUGCAGUGGGCGUUUUGCACCGGACGGAUUGCGCUCUCGGGGGAUUGGGGGUUAACGUUGACUCGAUGAAACGCCAUCUGUAUUCCACACAGGGGUUGAUUGUGGGCGAGGCUGUGAUGAUGGGACAGGCACCGCAUUUGGGACAACAAGGAGCUCAUGAUCUCGUUUAUGAGGCCUGCAAAUGUGUCAUUGAACAGAAUCGGACCUUGCUUGAAAUUCUUCCGGAGUUGCCUCCUUGA